CUACUGGUAAGUUACCCAGACACAAAGCUAUUACAUAACGAACUCUAAGUCAAAACCCGAUAUUGUACGACUUUAUCUGCCCGUAGUCAUGUGGUUAUACUUAAUACGGAAUUAUAUAUAUUGGUAUUUGAGGAAAGUGAUCAAAUGGUUCUUGCGCCAGACCACUAAGCUCUGUGAACUCCAACGCAUAUGUUAUGCGCAGCCGGUGGGUGCUCGUAGAACCUUGAAUGUAGAACGAUCUUUGCGCGAUUCCAAUAGGCCGCAAAUACGCGGUCUGCUUACUGUGUUAGACGCUCGUGCGUCAGACCGAAGUUUCUACCUGGGACGAUCCAUUCAGAUACCAAACGCCGUGUCGACAAUCACACGUGUAAAGCGUAUUGACCCGUGUGAGUAUGAACGAUUUAACAACGCUCUUGGACAAUGUGUGAACAAUAUAUGGUCAUAUAUGCAACUAGUUGAAGAGAUUAAGACGAGUGCAGCCAUUCCAUAUGAUUGUACUAACGAUGUGCAUGAAAAAUCGUUGUUACUUUUAUGGGAUGAAUUGAUGCCAAAUGAUCGUCUAGAAAAUAGAGUAACCAAACAGUGGCAGGACAUUGGAUUUCAAGGAGAUGACCCAAAAACUGAUUUUCGAGGAAUGGGAACUUUAGGGCUGGAUAAUUUGGUAUAUUUUGCAUCAAAAUAUACUCAUUUGGCUAGAUGUGCUUUAUCACAUUCAAUGCAUCCAAUCCAUGGAUAUGCUUUUGCAAUUGUUGGAAUAAAUCUAACGAGUAUGGCAUUAGGACUGGUCGUUGAUGGUUCAGCCAAGACUCAUUUUUAUAAUAAGCGUAAUGCACCUGAAUAUGAAGAUUUCAACGAGUUCUAUUGUUAUUUAUUUUGGAAGUUUGACAAAUUUUGGUUGGACGCAAAACCAAAGGAUCUCAUGGAGUUUGCAAUUCAUCGUAAGCAAUUUGAAACGAUUAUUAGACAAGAGCUGGAAAAAAGUGAUACUGUUUUUCUUAUUGAUGUUCCUAAUGAUAAUACAACUGAUGUGUUAAAUAGGUGAAAUUAUAUUUUGUAAGUCUAUUAAGUAUACAAUUAACUAGACUGCUACUUUAAUUAUAUAUUAUACCUAUCA
Messenger RNA from Aphis gossypii (cotton aphid), 1114 nucleotides. Its product is annotated as ELMO domain-containing protein 2. The record is from RefSeq and is a predicted model, not a curated record. Gene Ontology annotation, molecular function: GTPase activator activity. The coding region runs from base 89 to 1042 and encodes 317 amino acids. The transcript has a single exon. NCBI's taxonomy places the organism in Eukaryota, Metazoa, Arthropoda, Insecta, Hemiptera, Aphididae.